AGAUGGAAUAUUAUACAAAAAAUUUGUUGACUCAUUGUCAAUACAUGAUAAACUUAAUUUUGCUACAACUACAAUGAACAGUGAUGGAUCCCCAAUUUUCGAAAGUUCUAGAUUUUCUAUUUGGCCGAUUCAAAUGAUUAUAAAUGAAUUGCCUUUGGAUGUAAGAACUUCUAGACCUAUAGUGUGCGGCAUAUGGUUUGGUAAAGAUAAACCAAAUAUGAAUAUUUUUUUAAAACCGUACGUUGUUCACAUGAACAAAUUAUUCACCUUAUGUUGCUGCGUAGACUCUGUUGCCCGUGCACCGAUGCAGGGUAUAGUUCAGUAUAAUGGCUAUUUCGGAUGCAGUUGGUGCUUACAUCCAGGAUAUUAUGUUGUUUACAAGAGAGGUGGAAGUGUAAAAUAUACUUUAAUGAAUGAAGUACCGCCUAAAAGAACUGAAAAUGAAACAAUCGAGCACAUGCGACUGAGUCUUACAUCCCGAAAACCCGUUUAUGGUGUAAAAAAUCCUUCAUGUUUAAUUAAUUUGCAAGGUUUUAACAUUAUAUCUGGUUUUGUACCAGAUAGUAUGCAUUGUCUUUGUUUGGGAAUAGCGGAACAAUUUGUAGGGUAUUGGAUCGAAUCAAACAACUUGUCAUAUUCUUUAUCCAAUAAUGAUAUUAAUAAAAUUGACAACUUGUUAUUAACAAUAAAAGCUCCCAAUCAAAUUGUUCGUUUAUCUCGUUCCAUACGAGAUAGAAAAUAUUGGAAAGCAAGAGAGUGGGAGAAUUGGAUUCUUUACUAUAGUUUACCGAUUUUACUAUGUUUUCCACAUUUAGAAAUAUGGAUAAAGCAUUGGUCACUUCUAGUAGAAGCAUUCCAUAUUUUAUUAAAGAAAAGUAUUACACGUAACGAAGUCAAUCAUGCUCAUACUUUAUUAACAAAAUUUGUUGAUUACACCGAACACUAUUAUUUCAAAGCUGUUAUGACGUACAACAUCCAUCAACUAUUGCAUUUGGCACAAAGUGUAGCAGAUUGGGGCCCACUUUGGGCUCAUUCUGGCUAUUGUUUUGAAAAUGGAAAUGGUCAAAUAGUUCGAAAAGUGCAUGGUGCUAAGGGCGUUGUACAUCAAAUUUGCAGAUCGAUAUCAAUGAGUCAAAGUGAAUUGAUUUUAAAGAAACAUAUUGCUUUGAAAGCGUUUUCAAAUGUAAGUAGUUUUAUUUCUUAUCUGGACAAAAAAAACGCAAAACAAACAUGUAAAUUAUCGCAUGCAAGAUACUUUGGACCACAUUAUAAAACUAGUUUAAUGUGGAAAGAAGAACUUGAAUUAUCAGAUGAAAGUCGAACAUAUCGUAAAAUGGUAAAAGAACGAUGUUUGUACACAUCAUCAAGAAGAAAUAUGAUUCGAUCAGAUAAUUCGUAUGCUGUAACAACAGAAGGAGAUUUUAUUCGCAUUAUAGAAUUUAUUAUCGAUAUUCCAACAAGGAAAGAGUACACUAUCUGUCAUUUAGUGAUUAAAGAAGAUAUUUUUAAUAACAAUUCUUUACCAUUGAAAAAUGAUGACACGAAUAAGUAA
Molecule: messenger RNA, 1552 nt
Organism: Linepithema humile (Argentine ant)
Lineage: Eukaryota; Metazoa; Arthropoda; Insecta; Hymenoptera; Formicidae
Source: RefSeq, a predicted model, not a curated record